This is a messenger RNA of Pseudomassariella vexata, 1002 nucleotides long. RefSeq lists its product as uncharacterized. The transcript has 7 exons. NCBI's taxonomy places the organism in Eukaryota, Fungi, Ascomycota, Sordariomycetes, Amphisphaeriales, Pseudomassariaceae. The coding region runs from base 1 to 1002 and encodes 333 amino acids. The record is from RefSeq and is a predicted model, not a curated record.
AUGGCGGACGAAACUGAUUAUGAACAUGAGAGCGCACUCAGCACGGAUAAAACAUAUGCAGAGCAUACGCAAAACAUCAGCGAUAACGAGAAGUUAAUUCUCUGGCUUAAUGGCGUUACACAGGAUGAAGAUACACAGCAAGGCCUAUAUAGCUCUCAAUGGGAUAUUCCAUCGGAAGCUAUCCCAUAUAUGGGGUUUUCUCCUGAGAUGAUCGAAAACUUUGGACUAAUAAUCAGUUCCAAUGGGCGCCAAAGGGUUCAAGUUCACCAAAUCGAAUAUUAUUAUAUCUUACCAGAGUAUACUCAUACACGCUCAACUGGAAUUGCAACCUUUGUUCAUGUAGCAAAGCCGUUAUUACCAGACAAUCCAACACCACAAGAGAUAAGCGCUGCUUUUACGAAGAUCAAAACCCAAAUUGAGUUCAGUUUAGGGAACGGUAAUGGAAAUGGUCGCUAUAAUAUAACAUCGUUGAAAUUCCUCCAUUCUAAUCGGAAGCUAAAUCAAGCUUGGCAUAUGCCAUACAAAUGUAGUGAUAUCCGGGUCUGUGGACAUGUGCACCCGAAGGUCACUUCAUAUACAGAGGAGUAUAAUCGUGUAGAUGUUUCCCAAAUCCGAAAUAUUGUUCGGGAGCUCCCAAAGCCUACACUUAGUAGUAUACAGCAGAUGCUUAAAGAGGCUAUUGAAAAUCAAUAUAACGCAUUUUUGCAAUUAUGGCAGGCAGAGGGUACAGCUCCAUGCCAGCCUUUUAAAAAGGACCGGUAUCCUCGCUGCUGUAAAGGCCAAAGAUUAACUGUAUUUUACCGGAACAGGAUCCCCUUUAUUGGGUGCCCGAAGAAUUCUGACGGUGAACCUUGGCAUACCGCAUGGUCAUUACCUUCGUAUAAGUCCAGUAUUGAUAUCGCAUAUCUCAGAGCCUUAUGCGAGAGUUGUAUUACCGGUGAAAAAGAUCAGUGUGUAUGGAUUGGGAGACCAGAGCAGAAGCGGCAAUACUAUGGUACUUGA